This is a messenger RNA of Nyctereutes procyonoides (raccoon dog), 1569 nucleotides long. It is a transcript of the gene NGB, whose product is annotated as neuroglobin. The record is from RefSeq and is a predicted model, not a curated record. Gene Ontology annotation, molecular function: heme binding; oxygen binding. Lineage: Eukaryota; Metazoa; Chordata; Mammalia; Carnivora; Canidae. The coding region runs from base 96 to 551 and encodes 151 amino acids. The transcript has 4 exons.
GGGCCCGCGUCGCCGCCGACAUGGCGCGGCACGUGCGGUGACGGUGGCCGCGCCCCCAGGGCCCCAGCCUCGCGCCCCCGCGUCCCCGGGCGAGCAUGGAGCGCCCCGAGCCCGAGCUGAUCCGGCAGAGCUGGCGGGCGGUGCGCCGCAGCCCGCUGGAGCACGGCACCGUGCUGUUCGCCAGGCUGUUUGACCUGGAGCCUGACCUGCUGCCCCUCUUCCAGUACAACUGCCGCCAGUUCUCCAGCCCGGAGGACUGCCUGUCCUCCCCCGAGUUCCUGGACCACAUCAGGAAGGUGAUGCUCGUGAUUGACACUGCUGUGACCAAUGUAGAGGACCUGUCCUCGCUGGAGGAGUACCUUGCUGGCCUGGGCAAGAAGCAUCGUGCAGUGGGUGUGAAGCUCAGCUCCUUCUCGACGGUGGGGGAGUCCCUGCUCUACAUGCUGGAGAAGUGCCUGGGCCCCGCGUUCACGCCAGCCGUGCGGGCCGCCUGGAGCCAGCUCUACGGGGCCGUGGUGCAGGCCAUGAGUCGAGGCUGGGACGGCGACUAAGAGGCGGCCCCUGCCCAGCAGCCUCCACCUGGAGGCUCCAUCUGUCUGUGUCUGCUGCAGCCCAGGCUCCCUUAGGCCUCCCUGCCCCUUGGUCCUUGUCCCCUGGUCAUCCCGGAGAGGUAAUAGAACAGAACUGGGUGUCAGCCCCCCUAACCUCCAGCUGCAGAUGGGGGUGGCUUUCCCUCCAGGAGGGGGCUUCUGGAUUUCCCUGCAUGCCCGGUAGCUUCUUCCCUGCCUGCCCUCUUUUCCCUCUGGCAUCACCUCCUCCUCUAGGAGAGGACCAGUGCUCUGGUCCCAGAGGUGGCAUGGGGCUGGGAAGGUGGGGAGCUGUGAGAGCAGGGGUACCUGCCAUCCAUCCUUGUCAGGUGAGUCCAGGCCCAGCUGGGGAGUGGUGGCUGAGCUUCGGGCACCUUCCCAUUUUGUCUGCCUCCAUGCUUUUCUCUCCCUGGGUCCUUUGCCUUUCACAAAUAAAGAGGAGGGACUUUUCUAGCCUUCAUGGUGGAAUCACAGGUAGUGGGAGCAGGGACCCGCUGAGGACAAGAGAGCUGACCUAAGUCUGCAGUGGGCCCAUCCGGGUCUCAGAUGCCACCUGCCCGAGGGGUUUUUCUUUUGCUGUGUCCUGUUCCCUCAUUCAGCGCUGCUGCUGGGAGCUCCUGUAGCUCUACUCUGCAGGAACCAGCUAGCCAGCAGGGGAGGUGGGGGGGGGGGGGCUGGCGAAGAGCAAGAGCAAGGAACGAGGGGUGAUUUCAUUCCAAAGGAGCCUGUGUUCCCAUGGCUGUUCCUCACGGCCCCGCUCCAGCAGGGCUGGGGUUUAUCUCCCCUGAGCCUCCUUUCUGCCGCUGCUCACAUCAACUGCAGGGCCACGGCUCUCCACACUUGACAGCUGGGGUGUGCCUGUACUCAGGCUGCUGCAUAGAAAAAGUGCCAGAGAGGCCCUCUGUCCUCACCCCCAAGCUGUCUGCACCUUUACCUUCCGCUCCGUGCCGUGGUUGUGUAAGCUCAUGAGGAAUAAACCUGU